Molecule: messenger RNA, 6519 nt
Organism: Lottia gigantea (owl limpet)
Lineage: Eukaryota; Metazoa; Mollusca; Gastropoda; Lottiidae
Exons: 47
Coding region: 1-6519 (2172 amino acids)
Cellular component (GO): myosin complex; cytoskeleton
Molecular function (GO): protein binding; ATP binding; cytoskeletal motor activity
Source: RefSeq, a predicted model, not a curated record
AUGUUGUGUUUGUUUUAUAAAAGAUGUGAUUAUAUUUUUCAGGGAGACUAUGUUUGGUUGGAACCAGACACCCGCGGUGAAUUCACUGUCUCUAUUGGAGCUAAAGUACAGUUCUCAGAGUCAGGACGUGUUAAAGUUGUUGAUGAUGAUGGAAGGGAACACUGGAUUGAAGGAAAGAAACAGAUUAAACACAUGCACCCGUCAUCUGUUGAUGGAAUGGAAGACAUGAUUGGUCUUGGUGAUUUAAAUGAAGCAGGAAUAUUAAGGAAUUUAUUUAUUAGAUAUAUGGACAACCAUAUUUAUACCUACACAGGAUCUAUUUUAGUAGCAGUGAACCCAUACGAAGUUUUACCUAUUUAUAAUGCAGAACAGAUCACGUUAUAUAGAGAUAAAAAGAUAGGAGAGUUACCUCCCCAUAUUUUUGCUAUUGCUGAUAAUUCAUACCAUAAUAUGAAACGUUAUCAACAUGAUCAGUGUGUUAUUAUCAGUGGUGAAUCUGGGGCUGGUAAAACAGAAUCCACUAAAUUAAUUCUCCAGUUUCUAGCUGCUAUCAGUGGACAACAUUCUUGGAUUGAACAACAGAUUCUAGAGGCCAACCCCAUUAUGGAAGCUUUUGGAAAUGCAAAAACAAUACGAAAUGAUAAUUCUAGUCGAUUUGGUAAAUAUAUUGAUAUCCAUUUCACGGAUAAGGGUGUGAUAGAGGGCGCCAAAAUAGAACAAUAUUUACUGGAGAAAUCUCGAAUUGUGAGUCAAGCCAAGGAUGAGAGGAACUAUCACAUAUUUUACUGUAUGUUGGCUGGAAUGAACAAAGAAGAUAAAAAUAAAUUAGAAAUAUCAGAUGCUAAAGAAUACAAUUAUUUAAUACAGGGUAGGAGUAUAACUUGUGAAGGACGAGAUGAUGCUAAAGAAUUUGCUGAUAUCAGAUCAGCUAUGAAAGUUUUGAUGUUUAAAGAUGAUGAAAUGAUGGAAAUUAUGAAAAUUCUUGCCACUUUGUUACAUAUUGGUAAUGUUAAAUAUAAUGCUAUUGAGUUAGAUCAUAUAGAAGCUACAGAAAUUCAAGAUGUAGCCCACAUCAACAGUGCUGCUAGGUUGCUACAGGUGGAUGCCCAAUCUUUGAUAGAUUCUCUGACAACUAAAACCAGAUUAACAGGAGGAGAAACUGUAACAUCAACUAUGGGAUUAGCUGCUUCAUUAGAUGUUAGAGAUGCUUUUGUUAAAGGUAUAUAUGGUAGAAUGUUUGUGUGGAUUGUAGAAAAGAUAAAUGCAGCUAUUUAUAAACCAAUGGAACGUAAUAACCACUAUAGAAAAUCUAUAGGUGUUCUUGAUAUCUUUGGUUUUGAAAAUUUUGAAAAAAACAGUUUUGAACAGUUGUGUAUUAAUUAUGCCAAUGAAAAUUUACAGCAGUUUUUUGUCCGACAUAUUUUCAAAUUAGAACAGCAAGAGUAUAAUAUAGAAGGUAUUAACUGGCAACAUAUAGAGUUUGUAGAUAACCAAGAUGCUUUAGAUAUGAUAGCUGUUAAACCCAUGAAUAUCAUGGCUCUGGUAGAUGAAGAGAGUAAAUUUCCUAAGGGUACAGAUACGACCAUGUUAAACAAACUACAUCAGCAUCAUUCAGACAAUCCUAACUAUCUUAAACCUAAAUCAUCACAUACCAUGUCAUUUGGUUUAAAUCAUUUUGCUGGUGUUGUAUUCUAUGACUCUAAACGUUUUCUGGAGAAGAAUCGAGAUACAUUUAGCUCUGAUUUAAUACAUCUUAUAAACACAUCUAAAAGUAAAUUUAUUAAUACAUUAUUUGAUGAUGAUGUCAUGAUGGGAUCUGAUACGAGAAAGAAAGCUCCGACAUUAGCUGCCCAGUUUAAACGAUCAUUAGAUUCUCUGAUGAAAACUCUGAGUAAUUGUCAGCCAUUCUUUGUACGAUGUAUUAAACCUAAUGAAUUGAAAAAACCUAAGAUAUUUGAUCGUGAGUUAUGUUGUAAACAGUUACGUUAUUCUGGUAUGAUGGAGACUAUCAGAAUUCGACGUGCUGGCUAUCCCAUCAGACAUCAUUUCUCUGAGUUUGUUGAUAGAUAUAGGUUACUGUGUAAAGGUGUAGGACCAUCUCAUAAAGAAGAUUGUCAGAAAGCCUCUCUAUCAAUCUGUCAAGCUGUAUUAAAAGAUUCAGAUUAUCAGCUUGGUAAAACUAAAGUCUUUUUGAAGGAUUCCCAAGAUGCAUAUUUAGAACAACAGAGAGAGUUAAUGUUAACAAAGAAAAUAUUAAUUAUACAAAAAACUGUUCGUACUUGGCAUUGUCGUCGUAGAUUCUUGAAAAUGCGUAAGGUUAUUAUAACCAUACAGUCAGCAUGGAGAUCAUUUGCUGAACGACGUAGAUUUGUCAAGAUGAGACAAGGUUAUCUAAGAUUACAAGCAUUGUGUCGUUCCCGUAUAUUAUCAGCUAGAUAUAAUGUUUUACGUGGUAUCAUUAUCAACUUCCAGAAAUAUGCCAGAGGACAUCUUGUAAGACAAUGGGUACAGAAACGAAUGGUAGCUGUUGUUAAAAUACAAUCUUCAGUGAGAACAUUAAUAGCAACUAAAAAAUAUACCAGGAUGAAGAUAGAGUAUAAAAAACGUAUGGAAGCAGAAAGAAUUAGACAGGAAGAAGAAAAGAAUUUCAGAAAGAAAAUGAACACAAAAGCAGCAAAAGAGGAGGCUGAGAAAAAUCUUAAGGACCGACUAGCUAAGUUAGAACAGGACGUGAUAGAAGAAGAACAGCGAGAAAGACGAGAAGCUCAGUUUAAAAAUCAACAGAUACAGGAAGCUGAAAGGAAUAGAAAUGAAGAUGUUGAUGAAAACAAAGUUAUAUCUGAAUUGUUUGAUUUUGUUGGAAAUACGACUGAGAGUGUUAAUAAUGUUAAUGCUGGAAUGAAAACUAAUGCUCUCAAUGUAAAUGCGCACAGACCUAGAAUAGCUGUUGAAGGUAUGAUUAUGGAUACAGAAGAUGAUAUAGAAGAUAUCAGAGAAUAUAAGUUUGGAAAGUUUGCUGCCACAUAUUUCCAGGCUAACUCCUCCCACUAUUUCAGUCGUAAAGCUUUACGUCAACCAUUACUACCACUUCGUAAUGAAGGAGAUCAAUUGGCUGCUUUAGCUGUAUGGAUUGUUAUUCUGAGGUUUAUGGGUGAUCUUCAAGAACCCAAAUAUCACACUUCAAUGGCUGAAAAUACUAGGGAUAACACACCUGUCAUGUCAAAAAUUUACUCAACCCUAGGACGUAAAUUUAAUAAAAAAGAUUUAGAAGAAGCCAUGAGAAUGGGAGAAGAGAUGGUUUUGAAAAAAUCUACUCGUAAGAAGAUUGUAUCAUUGACAUUAAAAAAGAAAUCAAAAUUAACAGAAGAAGUAACAAAGAAACUACAAGAUUAUGACACUACUGGCAGUGGAAAUGCUUUGUUAGAAGAUCGACCAAUGUCGAAUUUAGAAAAACUACAUUUUAUCAUUGGUCAUGGUAUUUUACGACCUGAUUUAAGAGAUGAAAUUUAUUGUCAGAUUUGUAAACAGUUAACCCAAAAUCCCAAUAAAACAUCCCAUGCUAGAGGCUGGAUUUUACUCUGUUUAUGUGUGGGCUGUUUCCCACCUUCAGAAAAGUUAGUAAAUUAUUUAAGAAAUUUUAUCCAAGAUGGUCCACCAGGCUAUGCACCAUAUUGUGAAGAAAGGUUGAAAAGAACAUUUAAAAAUGGACCAAGAAAUCAACCACCAAGUUGGCUUGAGUUACAGGCAACAAAAUCUAAAAAACCAUUGAUGUUACCUAUAACAUUUAUGGAUGGUAAUACUAAAACAUUAUUGUCCGAUAGUGCUACCACAGCUAGAGAACUAUGUCUUCAACUCUCUGAAAAAAUAGAACUUAAAGAUCAGUUUGGUUUCUCAUUAUAUAUAGCUCUCUUUGACAAGGUAUCAUCUUUAGGUAGUGGAGGUGAUCAUGUUAUGGAUGCUAUAUCACAAUGUGAACAGUAUGCUAAAGAACAGGGAGCUCAGGAACGUAAUGCACCAUGGAGGUUGUUCUUUAGGAAAGAAAUAUUUGCUCCUUGGCAUGACCCUAGUGAAGAUUAUGUGGCAACUAAUCUUAUCUACCAACAAGUUGUACGUGGUAUUAAAUUUGGAGAAUAUCGCUGUGAUAAGGAUGAAGAUUUAGCUAUGAUAGCAGCACAACAAUAUUUUGUGGAGUAUGGAAGUGGCUUUUCUCCUGAUCGACUACAAUCUUUACUGAAUUCCUAUAUACCAGAUUCAUAUUUAGCUAAACCCAAUUCAGUACAGAUGUGGAAACAAUCCAUUUUGAAUAAACUACGCAGUCCGUACUUUUCAAAUGAACGAAUCAAGGCAUUGAAAGUGAAAGAGGACAUUGUCAGUUAUGCUAAAUAUAAGUGGCCAUUGUUGUUUUCACGAUUUUAUGAAGCUUAUAAAUUUGCUGGACCAAGUUUACCGAAGAAUGAUGUAAUAAUAGCAGUAAAUUGGACAGGGGUUUAUGUAGUUGAUGAUCAAGAACAAGUGUUGUUAGAGUUAUCUUUCCCUGAAAUUAAUGCAGUUUCCAGUAGUCGAACUGGUAAAAUGCAUGGUCAGAGUUUUACACUAGCUACUGUAAAAGGAGAUGAAUAUACUUUCACCUCACCCAAUGCUGAGGACAUCAGAGAUUUGGUUGAUACAUUUUUAGAUGGAUUGAAAAAACGAUCAAAAUAUGUAAUAGCAAUACAAGAUUAUUCUCAACCAGGUGAAUUCCUGACUAUACAGAAAGGUGAUUUAAUCGUGUUAAACCAGAAUGGUGAGACAGUGAUGAAUUCUGGUUGGUGUUAUGGUGAAAAUCUUCAAUCUGGUAAAAGUGGUGACUUCCCUGCUGAAUGUGUCUAUGUUUUACCCACUAUCACCAAACCUCCUACUGAGAUUGUGAAUUUGUUUUCCCAGUCAGCAGACAAUGCUAAUCGUUUACUCUCUCAACCACAAGUUGAUACUCCUCAGAUGAUGAAUGGAGAAAGUCCUCAUACUCUAGAAGCAUAUUCUUAUGAUCACUUUAGAGCUCCACCAAAAAGAACAUUAAGUAAAACAUUGACAGCUCCAAAGAAAAGAAGAUCAGAUGAAUUAUGGAGAUAUUCGAAGGAGCCAUUGAAACAACCAUUGUUAAAGAAAUUAAUUAUACAACUGAUUUUAUUUACUUGGAUUAUAAUUUUUACUCUCCUUAACUCUAUCUUACCUAUAUUGAAAUAUAUGGGUGAUCAUCCCUCUAGAAGAGCAAAUCGUGUAGCCAACGAACUUACAGAUCAAAUCUUCGAACCUGCUCUCAGAAUAGAAAUAUUACGAGAUGAAAUUUUCUGUCAAAUCAUGAAACAGUUAACAGACAACAAAAAUAGAGUAAGUGAAGAGAGGGGUUGGGAAUUAAUGUGGUUGGCUGCUGGUUGUUUUAAUCCUAGUGCUAAUCUACUAAAAGAAUUAACAAAGUUUUUAUCAACCAGACACAACCCUAUAGUUAAUGACUGUAUGAUGAGACUACAGAAAUCACUCAGAAAUGGUCCAAGAAAAUAUCCUCCCCACCAAGUAGAAGUAGAGGCUAUUCAACAUAAAACAACUCAGAUUUUACAUAAAGUAUAUUUCCCUGAUGAUAGUGAUGAGGCAUUUGAAGUAGAGUCAAGUACACGAGCUAAAGAUUUCUGUCAGAAUAUCUCUACUAAAUUAGGGUUACGUUCACCAGAAGGCUUUAGUUUAUUUGUUAAAAUUGCUGAUAAAGUUAUCAGUGUACCAGAAGGAGAUUUUUUCUUUGAUUUUGUUCGUCAUUUAACAGACUGGAUCCGAAAAGCUCGACCAGCUCGAGAAGGUGCUACUCCUCAAUUUACAUAUCAAGUAUUCUUUAUGAAGAAAUUAUGGACCAAUACAGUACCAGGAAAAGAUGUUAAUGCUGAUACUAUAUUCCACUUUCACCAGGAAAUGCCUAAAUUAUUACGUGGUUAUCAUAAAUGUACUCGAGAAGACGCAGCCCAGUUAGCAGCACUGAUAUAUCGAGUUAAACAUGGUGAUAAUAAACAACUUCUAACUUCUAUACCACGUAUGUUGCGUGAACUACUACCAGCUGAUUUGGUUAAAGCAUGUUCACCUGAUGAUUGGAAGAGGGCAAUUGUGUCUCAUUUUAAUCGGGAUGCUGGUAAAACUGUUCAAGAAGCUAAAGUAGAUUUCCUUAAAGUUUUAUAUAAAUGGCCAACGUUUGGUUCAGCCUUCUUUGAAGUAAAACAAACAACUGAACCAAACUAUCCUGAUGUGUUAUUAAUAGCUAUAAAUAAACAUGGUGUCAAUCUUAUCCAUCCUCAAACUAAGGAUAUCCUUGCCACCCACCCGUUUACUAAAAUAUCAAACUGGAGUAGUGGUAAUACAUAUUUCCAUAUGACAAUUGGUAAUUUAGUAAGGGGUAGUAAAUUACUAUGUGAAACAUCCUUGGGCUAUAAAAUGGAUGAUUUAUUGACAUCUUAUAUAAGUUUAAUGUUGGUAAACAUGAAUAAACAACGUCGACCCUAA